Messenger RNA from Rubroshorea leprosula, 1090 nucleotides. The record is from the annotation of a GenBank genome assembly. Lineage: Eukaryota; Viridiplantae; Streptophyta; Magnoliopsida; Malvales; Dipterocarpaceae.
ACCUAGUUACGAUUUAGGGUUCUAAUCCUCUUCUUCAUCACUGCAGUUUUCGCGCGAAAAAAUGGAUCCUGAAGGUCAGAGAAGCUCUUCGACCCCUUCGGCGAUGAUGGCUUCUCUUCUUAGCAGGAGAGCCAAGCUUCAAGAAGAGCUUCGGAACAUCGAAAGACAGGUUUAUGAUAUGGAGACGAGUUAUUUGCAUGAUCCGAACCAAUGCGGCAAUGUAUUGAAAGGUUUCGAGGGGUUCCUAUCUUCAUCUAAGAACACUGCACUCUUGAAGCGGUCCAGGAAGUUCCAGCCUGAAGACAGGCUGUUCUCCUUAUCUUCAGUCACCUCUCCAGCAGUAUGUAUUCUUGAUAAAAUUUAAAUUGUUUGGUCAUUUUCUGUAAGCUUUCCCUCCUUUGUUAUGUUUGCACUUUUACCCUUGACUGUGUAAAAUUUGAUUUAUAUCUUCUAAAAGUUAAAGCACAGCAGGAGGGAUAUCAAUGAAGUAUGAGCCUUCUAAACUUGGCUUUACGUUUGGAAGAACGGGAAAAGGAUAGUGAAAGAUAAGAGGAACUUUCAUACCUAGUUUCCUUUUUACUCUAGGAAUCUUUUAUAAAGCAUUCCACAAGCAGGACUUAGUGGUUGCAUGCCUGUAGCUUGAUGGCUUGAUGCUUGAUGCUGAUCCUUACCCCAUGUUUGGAUUAAGGGAAAUGAGGGGAAAGGAAAGGAGAUGAUUUUUAACCAAUUAAAUGAAGGUUUGUUCUCCUUUCCUUAUCCUAGUUGGUUUAAAAUCAUUUCCUUUCCUUUCCCCUGAUUUUCUUCGAUCCAAAUUAGGGGUUAGAGACAGACAGAUAAUCAUUAGUUUGAAAACAUCAAAAGAAUUGCUGCCCAUGUUGCAGAUUAAUCCAUCUACAUAUUGACAUCUCAGGGCCAGAGAAGGCUACACUCCUUAGGCCAUCAUUGAAAGGCUCCCUUGUUCAUCUGUAACAUUUCAAAUGUUCCUCCUAUAUAAUGCACAUUCUGGAUUAAAACUCGUAAUGAAUUUUGGGAAGUUGGAAACGUAGUAGUUCGUUUGUAUGUCUGCAACUAAUAAUGUUAAUUAGCAUUG